GUGUAUCACCCGUUCUGUCGGUGUACUUCCACCUCAAAAAGGUGAACUUCUAGAAUCAUCCAGCAGCACCAGGUGGCACUUUUACAUCUUGUACGUAUCCUCCCCCCUCCCUUGAACUCAUUAUUGAAAGCACUAUGGUCUCGACCGGUAUGAAGCCUUCUCUCAGUAGUAGUGGAUCAGCUGCCAUCGACGUCGGUCGUCAAGUCAUACCGCGACCGCCGCCGGUAGAGUUUCGCAGGCUUCUGUCUGGUCCGCAGGAAAACAUAAUCCACGCCAUGGAAAUCAGUCACUCAGCCUUUGAGAGCUUCAAGAAGCUGCUUCGUGAUCAAGCGGUAAUGCUGCUUGAUUGCGACAGGUUUUUAUAUGAACAAAGCCCGGAAAUUUGGGCUGUGUACUUGGACUGGGCUCGCGAAGAAUUGGCGCCCAUGCUUUCCAAGUACGCCGAUACAUGGCCCGUAGAGCUCUAUGUCGAACACUAUCUGGCGAAGAAAACCUACUCGAAGCGUCACGCUUUCAGAACUAAAAUGACGAAGUUGAGACCCGCCCCGAAACCCGUUCGUGUCAAGAGUUCUGCCUCAGAGCGUGGCGCAAGUUUGUUACCCGCUUCCGCUAGUCCACCCCCUGCCUACGAAGAGCACGAUUUCGUAGAUCAGGGUACCGCCGGGGGCGACGAUCUCGGGAUCGAGAAUUUUUUGAAGACGGUCAACCCUGACCUACGCCACCUUCUUCUCGCAUUCGAGGAGUUAGGAAUUAGUAACGAGGCGGAUCUCGCCGUUGUGAGAUCAUGGCCUCCUGCGGUGAGGAAGGAUUUCUUUGAGAGGGAAUUGAUGGGGAGGAUGAGUCCUCUCCAGAUACAGGCUCUUAAUGUCAGGCUUGCGGAGAUGCAGUAGGUCUUUUGAUAUCAAGAUUUUUCCUUGUAUGAUAUUCUACCUAUUGAAAUCAAGUCCCAUGUUUGUUUUACGGCUCAAGAUUUGAUAGUGUCGAAAAGUCCGUUGGUCAUGGCGAGAGAUCGUAUUUACUCGUCCAAGUUGUUACUUGUCGGAUCCC
Suillus paluster is the source of this 1047-nucleotide messenger RNA. RefSeq lists its product as uncharacterized. The transcript is spliced from 5 exons. The coding region runs from base 135 to 890 and encodes 251 amino acids. NCBI's taxonomy places the organism in Eukaryota, Fungi, Basidiomycota, Agaricomycetes, Boletales, Suillaceae. The record is from RefSeq and is a predicted model, not a curated record.